CUGUUUACUUGGCGGUGCUGGCGGGAGCCAACAGAAAAAUGCAUCGCGUAAUCGCAAGGGUAUUUUUGGCAUUAAUGAUCCCGGUCAAGCUAAGAGAAAGCUGGGCAGUCGCAACACAUUUUUCAAUACCGGAGCUGGUUUCUUGAUUGAUCUCAGCCAAAAGCAAAAGGGUAAAAGCCACUCGAUACUUUCCAGCUCACCAAGUGGAUUUUCUAGACAUGCAUUAUCUAUCUUGGUUACUCAUAAUCAGCACAACUGUUCUUUUACAGGCACUCGGGACUGCCUCGGUUGCUGUACCGAGUUCCAAUUGCUACGUUCUUGAUAACUCUAGUCACAUUCUCGAUUUCAGUGGCUGGGUUGGGCAGGUUUUUCAAUAUGAAGGGAAGCAGGACUCUGACUUGGUGGUUCGAUUUUGCAAAGAUGUGGAGAGUAGAUCACAAAAGGGAUAUGUAGAUUUUGGCCGAUUUGAUAAGCUCAACUACUUCGUUACUAGUUCGGGGAAAGUUGACUUUGUUCAAGACUUUUUCAAUGGUGACCUGAUGAAUUGUGAGCAGAGUUAUGACAAAAUGGGACGUACAGCUCAGGUAAAUAUUAUAUGUGGAAGUUGUUUAAAUGGAGAAUGUAAAGGUGGGCUUGGAUGCAUAUGCAAUGUUACUUAUGAGUCGACUUGCAGAGUUUUGGUUGAACUUGCCAUUCCAUGUGAGAGACCAGGUCCACGGGUAUUUGAGGGCUUCACUGUUGGUUUUCAUCCACGAUCAUGGGAAAUUGUUUACAAUGGCAUGACUCAACUGGGAUUUGAAAAAUCUCACCAUGAUUUCAGCUUUAGGACUGAACAGGUUCAUGUAGCCCUUUAUAUGACCGCGAUUGCUUCUCUUUCGAAUUUGGUGCGGAAGCCUAUUAUUAAGGUUUUUCCAGAAAAUGGCCUGGAGGUUUCAUUAUCAGGCUCAGGGGCAACAGGGAAACCUCCUACAACUUUGUCGCCCACAGUGUUGAUUGUGGAUUGGAGAUGUGAGAAGGCCCGUGAUACUCCUUAUGAAGUUAAUAUCACUAUUCCAGUAGAGGGUUAUGAGCCCAUUCAGUUCAUUCUAACAAAAAUGUGUGAAUAUAGGCAAGAUCAAAGGGAAGACGGGACAAGAGGGUGGGCUAUGUUUGGAGUGACAUCCUGCAUAUUCAUUGUUUUAUCCUCAUUGUUUUGUUGUGGAGGAUUCAUUUACAAUACUCGAGUGGAACGCCUGCAUGGAAUUGAUGCGUUGCCUGGCAUGGCAAUUUUAUCUGCCUGCUUGGAAACUGUGAGUGGAGCUGGGCAAAGCUACUCACGAGCAGAAGAUCGUAACAGUGCCUUUGCCAGUGAAGCCUAUUGGGAAGGCGCACCAGUUCAUGCUCAAGGAGAAGGUAGAACAAGUGAAAGAAAAUAUGGUUCCAUUUGAUUCAACAUAGCUUGCCACACGGAAUUUUUAGCAAAUUUUGUACUACAGAUUAUACAUGCAUGAACCAAAUAUAUGAGAGAUUGUGAAAUUAGAUUAUGAAAUUUCACAACGCGGUGUAUCAUACUGUGAACAAAAUUUAUAGCAAGUCUGUAAUCAUCCAUGUGAGAAUAUUCUCUGAAUUAUUUGGUGCGUUCUUUCUUCUUGUAUUUGUUCCUUUUCAUCUCAGAGGAUGUCAACAAUAUUAUAAAAUGAAACUCAAAUGUUUGUGUUU
Molecule: messenger RNA, 1698 nt
Organism: Quercus robur (English oak)
Lineage: Eukaryota; Viridiplantae; Streptophyta; Magnoliopsida; Fagales; Fagaceae
Exons: 18
Coding region: 219-1427 (402 amino acids)
Source: RefSeq, a predicted model, not a curated record